This is a messenger RNA of Siniperca chuatsi (mandarin fish), 4211 nucleotides long. It is a transcript of the gene wdr75, whose product is annotated as WD repeat domain 75. Gene Ontology annotation, cellular component: nucleolus. Gene Ontology annotation, molecular function: RNA binding; protein binding. Bases 76 to 2580 code for a protein of 834 amino acids. The record is from RefSeq and is a predicted model, not a curated record. Lineage: Eukaryota; Metazoa; Chordata; Actinopteri; Centrarchiformes; Sinipercidae. The transcript has 21 exons. Gene Ontology annotation, biological process: positive regulation of transcription by RNA polymerase I; positive regulation of rRNA processing.
UGACUCGCCAACCGGCGACAGAACACUAAGAAGAAGAGGCAGCGGUCAGAGGUGAAAGUUGAAUUCAGUAAAAACAUGGUUGAGCACGGGGACAUCCGCGUGGUUCACCGAGGUGGCAGUAAAAUAAACUUCAGGGAGCCUGUCAUAACCAAUGAUUCAAGGUUCCUGCUGUGCGCCUCAGGAGAGUGUGUGAAGGUGUUCAGCACCUCCACGGAGGAGUGCAUCCACGACCUGCGGGGACACACCGACCUGGUCACAGGUGUGCUGCUCAGACCCUCCAACCACUUGCAGGUUUACUCUUGCUCAGCAGAUGGCACUGUCAGACUUUGGGACUUCACAGACGGCAUCCUCAUUAAGACUUACGUCAUUGGAUACCCGAUUUACUCCAUCCACGCAUCUGCAAACCACGAAGGAGUCAUCUUUAUCGUUACUCCCACACUAAGUGACAAAAGAUCUGAGUUAUUCCAGCUGGUUGCGGUACAUCUGCCACAGAGUGGAGAACAGCUGGUGGAGGCCCGAGAGCUUUCUGCUGUGCUCAGCGAUGUCAGCUCCAAGUCAGCGGCCAUCGUCUUCGGCAGAGGGGGGGAAUAUAUUGCUUCGGCUAAAGGUUUGCAGCUGGAGGUCUACUUCUUCAAGAAGCAUAAGUCAUACAGGUUUUCCCUCAAAGAAGACAACAAGAAGGGAGGCAAGAACACAUUCACAUGUGUUGCCUGUCACCCAAAAGAUGACUGCAUUGCCACUGGGCAUGAAGAUGGCAAGAUUCGCUUGUGGAGAAACUUCAACCACAAGAAGGAGUACACAUACUCCACCCUGCACUGGCACCACAGUGCUGUCAGCUCACUGUGCUUCACCCCAGAAGGCACCAACCUGUUGAGUGGAGGCUUGGAGUCUGUGCUCGUCCAGUGGCGAUACAACCAAGAGACCCAGCGGGACUUCCUGCCCCGCCUGGGCGCUGCCAUCACACACAUUGUCGUCUCACCUGAUGGAGCGCUUUUCUGUACCUCACACAGUGACAACAAGAUCACAAUCAUCCAGAGUUGUGUUAAAGUGUCAGCUGUCAUUCAGGGCCUGGUCAAAGGAGAAAGUGUCAGGACAGACUUGAUGGUGGACCCUCACAGCAAAUCCCUGGUGCUUAAUGGGAAACCAGGCCACCUGCAGUUUUACUCCCUCCAACGAGACAAACUGCUGUACAACCUGGACAUAGUGCAGCAGGAGUACAUUCAUGAGUCGGGCCUGGAGCAGUUUGAGGUGGUCAAGGCAGCCUUCGAUGCCUCUGGCAACUGGCUGGCAACAGUGGAAGAAAGAAAACAAAAAGUUGCUGAGCUGGAGCUUAACUUGAAACUGUGGUUAUUUGAUGAACAAACACAGAGUUUUGUGCUGAACACGACCAUCUCGGCCCCCCACGAGGCCCGGAUUACAGCCAUGUGCUUUUGCCACGCCACCAACAGCCAGACCACCAUGCUGGUCUCCACCAGCAAAGAUGGACACUUCAAAGCCUGGCAGCUGGCCGCACCAGCCGACACAGAGGCAGACGAAGGUCCUUCCUGGUCGUGUGAUUUCGUCGGAGCCUAUCAUGGCCUGGUGCCUGAGUGCUGCUGUUUCUCAGCCGAUGGUUCUCUGUUGGCCGUCAGCUUCCAGGAGGUGGUGACUGUGUGGAGCCCGGCCUCCUGGGAGCUCCUGACAACUCUGUCCCAGCCACCAGGAGCUAUUAGGGAUCUUUGUUUUGGGCGACUAAGCUGUUCCAAGUAUCUGCUGGGAACCACCGCCAAAAACCUGCUCUGCUGCUGGAACCUCCUCACCUGCUCAUUGGAGUGGAGCACCUCGAUGGACAUCAGCCUGCUGCUGGCUGACCCCCUCUCUGAGAACAUGGCUGCCUUCUGCUGCCAGGCCGGAUGUACUGACUUGUUCGUGUUUAAGCCCAGCGAGCCUCGGCCGCUGUUUUCCCAUAAAGCCGUGUGCUCAGGGAAGGUGACUCGCGCUGUCUUUGCCCCGAGGGAGGAGAUGCUGGAGAGCUGUGAGGAGAGCAGCCAGUGGCUCAACUGCUCCCAGCUGUACUUCCUCACUCAGUACAUGGACCUCAUGACAUUCACCACCAAGGCGGAGGAGGACAGACUGAUGGCAUCAAGCAAACAGCUUGUGAUCGACGACAGUGUCGCCAUGACACCAUUCUACCUGUUGCUGGGAAAACACAGACAACAGGGAAAUCAGGACGCACUGAGCAGCCUGUCUGCUGAGAGAACACCUCUGCCACAGGGCUCUGUUGCUAUCAAAGAGCUUCUGCAGACCCCGGCCCACGUCUUGCCCUCCACCUCUUUCCUCUGCUCCAUGUUUGUAAAGUCUCUGCUCAUCUCCGUAACAGAUGCCAGGCAGGAAAAUAAACACGCAGAGGAGGAAAUGGAGAGUGAGAAAGAGGAAGAAGAUUCAGAGGGGGAAAUGGAAUCCAGCACUGUGAGAGCAGAGUCUCUGGGAGGCCAGGCAGCAGAGUCUGCAGCCCCCGUUCUGACAAAAGCCCAGCUUAGGGAACUGAGGAGGGUGAAGAAACUUGACCACAGCUGGCUCGCAGGCCUCUUGGACUCUUGAACAUGACCAUGUACAAAGACAGACACUCAUACUGAUACAGUGCCUAUAGAAAGUUUUCACCACAUCAAUGGAUUUUUUAUUUUUUUUUAAAUGUUUUAUGAGUGGAAAGAAUAAAAGACGAUGUCAAAGUGUAAACACAUACAAAAGAGAAAAAACUGAUUGCGUAAGUACCUGCUUGGCAGCAAUGACAGCCUUGAGUCAGUGUGUGGAUCAGUUUGCACAUUUGAACAAUAAAAAAAAAAAAUUGCCCCAAUUUUUCUCUGUUGGAGAGGCAGCUGAGGCUCUGUUGGACGGGGAUCAUGUGUGAACAGCAGUUUCUGCCACAAACUCUGGACUGGAUUCUGACUCGACCACUGCAGAAUAUUAACAUUAUUGUUUUUAAGCCAUUCCUGUGUAGCUUUGGCUGUAUGUUUGUGGUUGGUGACUCCCAAGUCACUGUUCUCUUGCAGCCUGCAGCAGGACUUCUCUGUAUUUCACUGCAGUUCUGGGGCCUCUAUCACCAAAUUUGCAACAUGCAAGCUGUGAUGUGAGAAAAUUUGCCCUUUCUCUAUUGCUAUACUUGCAAUCCAUGCACAAGCAUGCAAGAACUCUGUAGGACUUCAAAUGUAUCAGCAAUUUGGAAGCUCCAAUCUUUUGAGAAAAGUGAAACUGCCACCAUUUGUGAUCUGUGUAUAAGCAGUCCUUGCUAAUCCCUUUUGUAAAACGGGUCCCUGUUACCAUCUUCACAAGCCUCCCAGUUCCUGCUGCAGAGAAGGAUGCCCAUAAUGCUCAGCAGGAUGGUGCCACCACCAGACUUCAUGCAGGGGAUGGUGUGUUUUUGCCAAUAUAUACAGUCUUUGGUUUACACCUACCAGUUUAGUAUGAUGAUCAAGAAGCUCAAUUUUGGAUUCAAAAGAACUUUUUAUUUCAUUUCAGUGUCCCACAUGCCCGCUGGUAAUCACUAGGUGAGGACGUCGUGUGUUUUUGAAUUACAGAAUUACAACCAGCCAUAUUUCAUCAGUUUUUAUGAUUGGUCUUACUCUACUCUGAGGGAUAUUUAGCGCCUUUUUUAAAUACUUUGUGUCUAGGUUUUCCUCCUAAACUCAAAUGUGGAUGUAUUUCUUUUUUCCUUUUUCAGCAAUUCAUAAUUUCUUUUCUUUUUCAAAUUAGUUGAGCUAUUCCACAAGUACCCCCCUGUUGGGAAUCAUUGGCCUUCCUGAUGUAGUUUUUGACAGGAUAUUAAAUGGAAAACACCUGGAUCUUCCAGAUAAAGAUUUAUUUAACUGCCAUGCGUCGAUUUAAACACACAUGAUCAUCAUUUUACUUCAUACGACUUAAAGCAACUGGUCGCACCGGUGAUGAUUUUGGUAUGUCAUAGUAGAGGGAUUAAGUACUGCAAUCAUUUCUUGUGAUCAAUUUGUAGAGAUAUGUUGAUUUGGGUGAUCAAGUAUUUUUUUUUUUUGUUGCUUUUUUAUGAUCAGUGUAAAAAAUAAAAAAACGAAUCAGGUCCACUGUCAUUUAAUGGUAAAACAUGAAAAAGUCCAAGGGCGGGGUGAAAACUUUCUACAGGCAUUGUAUGCAUGCAUAUAAAUUUGCAAUUACAUUUUUCUAUACUUUAAAAUUUAAUAAACAGAUGUCAGCCUUUCCUUAAA